Messenger RNA from Closterium sp. NIES-67, 1362 nucleotides. NCBI's taxonomy places the organism in Eukaryota, Viridiplantae, Streptophyta, Zygnematophyceae, Desmidiales, Closteriaceae. The record is from the annotation of a GenBank genome assembly.
AAUCGCCCAUUCAUACCCGCCCCCGCCAUUUAUCACCUCACUUCCAUCUUGGUUGACUCCUUCGCCCUGCACCGUUUCCGCCCCCUCACUUGCCGCCGCGCGCCCCGUGCUGCAAUACCGCCGCCCUCCAUGGCUUCGCUGCCCCUCGCGCGUUCUCCUGCCCGCAUUGCCGCGCCCGCUUCGCCCGCCGUGCUCCGCCAUCGUUCCGCCACUGUCGCAACAUUGCACGUCAACUCCCCGUCGGCGGCGCCCGCGGUCCCCGCCAACGCAUCCGCCACCUCCCACUUGCGCCAGUGCCAGCCCCAUGCAUCUACCCCUUCCCCCUCCCCGUUCCCCCUCCCCCGUGCUCUGCGCGCCCCCUUAGUCGCUAUCUCAGGCGCGCUGCUCCCCGCCCUGCCCGCGCUCGCGGAUAUCGCGGAGGAUGCGGCGGGGGCGGCGGAAGCGGGCGGUGGAGGGGACAUAUCUGCGCUCGUAGGUGCUGCGGCGGCGGUGGCUGGCGCGGGGGCGGUGUUCGCGGGAGUGAAGGCGUACGGGUACUUCCAACUACAAUUCCUGGUGGCGCGUGUGGUGGGCCGGCACGUGCCACGUGGCGGCGCGGUAGUGCUGGACUUCCGCGCGGGCAGCGGCAGAAAUCUCUACUACCUGCCCGAUGACGUGGGCAAGCUGCUGGCCAUGCGGCCAGACGUGCAGCCGUCUCUGCUGAAGCAGCAGGCCAUAUCGUCAGGGGUGCUGAUUGACGUGCUGCCAGACGGCCUCACCGCACUCAACCGCAUCGAAUCGGCUUCUGUCGACGCCGUGAUCACGGUGGAUGGUUUCAAGCCUCUCACACCCUCCGAAGCCGCCACAGCUGCUGCAGGCAUUGCUCGCAUCCUCAAGCCAAGCCGACCGCUGAUAUUUGUGGAGGCAUGUGAGAGCGGCAGUCCGGAAGUGAAGGACACAUCCCGCCCUUCCUUCUCCUUCCUCCCUGAUGCGGUGUUGCCCCUGUACGAGCAAGUGAACUAUGACUACGUGCUGCCGGCCAUCGACCGCCAUGUCGUUGGGGUGGCGGUUCGCUCGUCAGACAGCGCACCUGUCUCUCCAGGCGGCCCUUCUAAAUCCUCCUCUGCUUCAGGGUUUAGUGCAGGCAAAACAGGUCGGAAGCAGUGACGAUGUAAAAAACAGGAUGCGCUCCAGGGAUUUAGCAAGCGCUUCUUCUAUAGUAGUAUGGUUCCGGUAAACAGUCGAGCAACCAAUUCUUCAUGUUGCAGAGGCACAGCAUAGCAUCCAGAGCCCCAUCAAGUUUUGUGUAGGCAAAUAGUGGAAAGCGCUCCAUAAGAUGAGCCUAGAAUCUAGUAUCAGAAUGAAUAAUUGACUAGAAUGGGG